Striga hermonthica is the source of this 237-nucleotide messenger RNA. The record is from the annotation of a GenBank genome assembly. Lineage: Eukaryota; Viridiplantae; Streptophyta; Magnoliopsida; Lamiales; Orobanchaceae.
UCAGUCAAUUAAUCUUUCAUGCUAUUAAUCUUCAUGCUAUUAAUCAUGUUAAACAUUUCAAUGUUCAGAUGCCUCCUCGUAGAGAUCCAGAACACCAGGAACGCUCCCAGGCCACAAUGGUCGCACAGUUUCGCGACUACCAACCAGAAAAGUUUUCCGGCCAAGGAGAUCCUUGUAUAGUAGAUGAAUGGAUUCAGGGCCUCGAGAUGAUUUUCGAGGUCAUGGAUUGCCCUGAUC